This is a messenger RNA of Rhopilema esculentum, 1176 nucleotides long. RefSeq names its product ER lumen protein-retaining receptor 2. Gene Ontology annotation, biological process: protein retention in ER lumen. Gene Ontology annotation, cellular component: membrane. The record is from RefSeq and is a predicted model, not a curated record. Gene Ontology annotation, molecular function: ER lumen protein retrieval receptor activity. NCBI's taxonomy places the organism in Eukaryota, Metazoa, Cnidaria, Scyphozoa, Rhizostomeae, Rhizostomatidae.
CAUGCGGGUUUGCCGACGUGGCGGAUGGAGAGCCGACGGUAGUAUUGCCUUUCUCAUUGUAGUCACUGGGAAGAGAAAGGGUUCUGUUGUAUUUCUCGAAACAGGGACUAACUAUGAAUGUUUUCAGGUUAACAGGGGAUUUAUCCCACGUUCUAGCCAUCCUUUUAUUGCUUUGGAAGAUAUGGAAGUCACGGUCAUGUGCUGGAAUUUCUGGAAAAAGUCAGAUUAUGUUCUCACUAGUUUUCCUGACCAGAUACCUUGAUCUGUUCACAUCAUUCAUCUCACUCUACAAUACUGUCAUGAAAGUCAUUUUUAUUUCAACCUCCUUGGCAACAGUUUAUCUCAUCUAUGCUAAGUUCAAAGCCACUUAUGAUAGCAAUCAUGACACAUUCAGGGUAGAAUUCAUCGUUGUUCCUGUUGCUGGACUUGCGGUUCUUGUUAAUCAUGAACUCACCCCCAUGGAGGUUUUGUGGACAUUUUCUAUCUAUUUGGAGUCAGUUGCCAUCUUGCCCCAACUGUUCAUGAUCUCAAAAACCGGAGAAGCAGAAAGCAUUACGAGCCAUUAUUUGUUUGCCCUUGGUUCAUACAGAGCACUCUACAUCUUGAAUUGGAUCUAUCGCUAUCACUUUGAAGGAUUCUUUGAUCUCAUUGCCAUUGUUGCUGGAUGUGUACAGACUGUCUUGUACUGCGACUUUUUCUAUCUGUACAUUACCAAAGGUGGGUUAAGUAAUCAAGGGAAAAAGCUUGAAGUUGCCAGCAUAGUAUGACAGAGAUCAUUUUGGGAUGUUUUCAUUUUACCAUUUAGAGACUGUAUAUUUAUCAGGGUGCCUCACAGCUCAACUUAAUCAUAUGACUAUUUGCCUAGGCUGACAUUCUUUUUUUGUUCUCAAGCUUUGAAUGCCUAAUAGAAAUAUAUUAAGCUGAAAAAUAAGCAGUAUAAAAAUUCUUCAAAGAAAAUUAGUCCUCUUAGUCUUUCAACCUUUAUUAAACAGGUUGUCAAAAAUUUGGCAAACCUUUGAUAACACAUUUAGAGUAACUUGUUCAACUUAAGUAAUUACCCAAAAUGAAUAAGAGAAGUUUAACUCUCCUGGUGGUUUUUGAGAGUAAUAAAAUCUAACCCUUUUGGCAACUUGUAUUUACAUUUUUGUCUGUUGGUAAUUAGAUUUUUUGUGCAUA